Penicillium hordei is the source of this 171-nucleotide messenger RNA. RefSeq lists its product as uncharacterized. The record is from RefSeq and is a predicted model, not a curated record. The transcript has a single exon. The coding region runs from base 1 to 171 and encodes 56 amino acids. Lineage: Eukaryota; Fungi; Ascomycota; Eurotiomycetes; Eurotiales; Aspergillaceae.
AUGGGCUCCUUUGCACUACGUGGCUAUCGUUCCUCCCGACAGACCUUUUUCCGGAACUACGUCCCUCAGCAUGCCCACAGUUUUCGCGGUGGAAUGGGCGGCCUGCUCAAAGUCGCUCUCCUAGACACCUGCACCUACUUUGUCGCGAAGAAAUUGCGGGGGAUUGAUUGA